GAGAGUCGCCAAAACCGGCCAGGAGAGUCGCCAAAACCGGCCAGGAGAAUCACCAAAACGGGCCAGGAGAGUCGCCAAAACCGGCCAGGAGAGUCGCCAAAACCGGCCAGGAGAGUCGCCAAAACCGGCCAGGAGAGUCGCCAAAACCGGCCAGGAGAGUCGCCAAAACCGGCCAGGAGAGUCGCCAGUACCGGCCAGGAGAGUCGCCAGUACCGGCCAGGAGAGUCGCCAGUACCGGCCAGGAGAGUCGCCAGUACCGGCCAGGAGAGUCACCAGUACCGGCCAGGAGAGUCGCCAGUACCGGCCAGGAGAGUCGCCAAAACCGGCCAGGAGAGUCGCCAAAACCGGCCAGGAGAGUCACCAAAACAGGCCAGGAGAGUCACCAAAACAGGCCAGGAGAGUCACCAAAACCGGCCAGGAGAGUCACCAAAACCGGCCAGGAGAGUCACCAAAACCGGCCAGGAGAGUCACCAAAACCGGCCAUGAGAGUCACCAAAACCGGCCAGGAGAGUCGCCAAAACCGACCAGGAGAGUCGCCAAAACCGGCCAGGAGAGUCGCCAGUACCGGCCAGGAGAGUCGCCAGUACCAGCCAGGAGAGUCGCCAGUACCGGCCAGGAGAGUCGCCAAAACCGGCCAGGAGAGUCGCCAGUACCGGCCAGGAGAGUCGCCAAAACCGGCCAGGAGAGUCGCCAAAACCGGCCAGGAGAGUCGCCAAAACCGGCCAGGAGAGUCGCCAAAACCGGCCAGGAGAGUCACCAGUACCGGCCAGGAGAGUCGCCAAAACCGGCCAGGAGAGUCGCCAAAACCGGCCAGGAGAGUCGCCAAAACCGGUCAGGAGAGUCGCCAGUACCGGCCAGGAGAGUCACCAGUACCGGCCAGGAGAGUCGCCAGUACCGGCCAGGAGAGUCACCAGUACCGGCCAGGAGAGUCGCCAGUACCGGCCAGGAGAGUCGCCAGUACCGGCCAGGAGAGUCACCAGUACCGGCCAGGAGAGUCGCCAGUACCGGCCAGGAGAGUCGCCAGUACCGGCCAGGAGAGUCGCCAGUACCGGCCAGGAGAGUCACCAGUACCGGCCAGGAGAGUCGCCAGUACCGGCCAGCAGAGUCGCCAGUACCGGCCAGGAGAGUCGCCAAAACCGGCCAUGAGAGUCGCCAGUACCGGCCAGGAGAGUCGCCAAAACCGGCCAGGAGAGUCGCCAAAACCGGCCAGGAGAGUCGCCAAAACCGGCCAGGAGAGUCGCCAAAACCGGCCAGGAGAGUCGCCAAAACCGGCCAGGAGAGUCACCAGUACCGGCCAGGAGAGUCACCAGUACCGGCCAGGAGAGUCACCAGUACCGGCCAGGAGAGUCGCCAGUACCGGCCAGGAGAGUCGCCAAAACCGGCCAGGAGAGUCGCCAGUACCGGCCAGGAGAGUCGCCAAAACCGGCCAGGAGAGUCGCCAGUACCGGCCAGGAGAGUCGCCAGUACCGGCCAGGAGAGUCGCCAAAACCGGCCAGGAGAGUCGCCAAAACCGGCCAGGAGAGUCGCCAGUACCGGCCAGGAGAGUCGCCAAAACCGGCCAGGAGAGUCGCCAGUACCGGCCAGGAGAGUCGCCAAAACCGGCCAGGAGAGUCGCCAGUACCGGCCAGGAGAGUCGCCAAAACCGGCCAGGAGAGUCGCCAGUACCGGCCAGGAGAGUCGCCAAAACCGGCCAGGAGAGUCGCCAAAACCGGCCAGGAGAGUCGCCAGUACCGGCCAGGAGAGUCGCCAGUACCGGCCAGGAGAGUCACCAGUACCGGCCAGGAGAGUCGCCAGUACCGGCCAGGAGAGUCACCAGUACCGGCCAGGAGAGUCACGAAAACCGGCCAGGAGAGUCGCCAGUACCGGCCAGGAGAGUCGCCAGUACCGGCCAGGAGAGUCGCCAGUACCGGCCAUUAGAGUCACCAGUACCGGCCAUUAGAGUCACCAGUACCGGCCAGGAGAGUCACGAAAACCGGCCAGGAGAGUCGCCAGUACCGGCCAGGAGAGUCGCCAGUACCGGCCAGGAGAGUCGCCAGUACCGGCCAGGAGAGUCGCCAGUACCGGCCAGGAGAGUCACCAGUACCGGCCAGGAGAGUCAUCAGUACCGGCCAGGAGAGUCACCAGUACCGGCCAGGAGAGUCACCAGUACCGGCCAGGAGAGUCGCCAGUACCGGCCAGGAGAGUCACCAGUACCGACCAGGAGAGUCGCCAGUACCGGCCAGGAGAGUCACCAGUACCGGCCAGGAGAGUCACCAGUACCGGCCAGGAGAGUCACCAGUACCGGCCAGGAGAGUCACCAGUACCGGCCAGGAGAGUCGCCAGUACCGGCCAGGAGAGUCACCAGUACCGACCAGGAGAGUCGCCAGUACCGGCCAGGAGAGUCACCAGUACCGGCCAGGAGAGUCACCAGUACCGGCCAGGAGAGUCGCCAGUACCGGCCAGGAGAGUCACCAGUACCGACCAGGAGAGUCACCAGUACCGGCCAGGAGAGUCACCAGUACCGGCCAGGAGAGUCGCCAAAGCCAGUAAUGAAGUGA
Molecule: messenger RNA, 2537 nt
Organism: Procambarus clarkii (red swamp crayfish)
Lineage: Eukaryota; Metazoa; Arthropoda; Malacostraca; Decapoda; Cambaridae
Product: serine/arginine repetitive matrix protein 1-like
Source: RefSeq, a predicted model, not a curated record